Sesamum indicum (sesame) is the source of this 1164-nucleotide messenger RNA. RefSeq names its product carboxylesterase 1. NCBI's taxonomy places the organism in Eukaryota, Viridiplantae, Streptophyta, Magnoliopsida, Lamiales, Pedaliaceae. Gene Ontology annotation, molecular function: hydrolase activity. The record is from RefSeq and is a predicted model, not a curated record.
CACCUAACACUUAAGCUUCAAGAAUCAGACAAAGUUUUAUAUAUAUAUGCUGUUGAUUUCUCAAGCCGGCAUUGAUUAUUACUCCAAGCUUCUGAAUUUUCUUCAGUUUUAGAAAUUAAAACCUGUCUAAAUCUUCAAUGGAACUCCCACAAAUUGAUCCCACUGCUGAUCCCUGUGGCUACUUGGGAAUCAUCCGAAACCCCGACGGCUCGAUCACACGUACGUUGAAGCUGCCUCAAUGCCCCGCCUCCUCUGACGCGGCGGUCCUCAGCAAGGAUAUUCCUAUCAACAAAGAAACCAACACUUGGGCUCGUGUUUAUCUCCCCCGGCGGCCGGAGUCCUCAGCUGCUCCGGCAACCAAACUGCCCCUUCUAAUUUACUACCAUGGUGGAGGAUUCAUUCUUGGCAGUGCAGCUGCUUUGUUUAUCCACAAGCUUUGCUGUGAAAUCGCGAGCGAAAUUCCGGCUGUGGUCGUGUCGGUGGACUACCGUCUCGCGCCCGAGCACCGUCUGCCUGCCGCCUACGAUGAUUGCAUGGAAGCGUUGGAAUGGGUCAGAAGCACCGGUGAGGAGUGGUUGACGGAUUUUGCUGAUCUCUCAAAGUGUUUUCUCAUGGGCACUAGUGCCGGCGGAAAUAUAGCGUACCAUGUGGGUUUACGUGCGGUGACGUGCGGGGACGGCUUGGUGCCAGUGAAGAUCCAAGGGCUGAUAUUGCAUCACCCGUUCUUUGGUGGGGUGGAGAGGACCCCGUCGGAGGUCAGAUUAGCCAAUGACAAGGUGUUCCCGCCAUGCGUGGCGGAUGUUAUGUGGGAUCUGGGGUUGCCGAUUGGCGUUGACCGUGAUCACGAGUACGCUAAUCCAAUGACGGCCGAUAAAUCACAUGAUUUUGAGAAGGUAAGGGAUCAAGGGUGGAGAGUGCUGGUGACGGGCUGUGAGGGAGACCCCCUGGUCGAUCGACAAAUCGGAUUAGUGAAAAUGUUAAAAGAGAAGGGAGUAGAUGUUGUGAGUGAGUUUAGCGAAGGAGGAUUUCAUGGAGUUGAGCAUUUUGAUGAUUCUAAAGCUAAGAUUCUCUAUAAUGUGGUCAAGAAUUUUGUGCUUUCUUUCUAAGCAUUUCGCUACUAUUACUACCUUUUAUUUUAUUAUAUUUUAUUACUUUUAAGAGGUU